Messenger RNA from Fonticula alba, 2397 nucleotides. RefSeq lists its product as hypothetical. Bases 1 to 2397 code for a protein of 798 amino acids. The record is from RefSeq and is a predicted model, not a curated record. The transcript is spliced from 5 exons. NCBI's taxonomy places the organism in Eukaryota, Rotosphaerida, Fonticulaceae.
AUGGCCGACUCUCGGCGGAAGCGGCUGCGUGCGGCGGUCCGCCUGCCGGACGGCAGCUACGUCUCGGCGGCCACAGCCUACUCGACCCUGGCCGUGGACUCGGCGCUCGUGUCGCCAUACGCCUUCCCGGCACCCGGGUCGGCGCCCAGCGAGGCCCCGGCAAUCGGGGGAUCGCGCUUCGAGCAGGACCUCGCCGAUGUGGACUUCUUUGGCCAGGCCACUCCGGUCGGCAUCCGGUCCAGCUCGCGGGCCCGUGUGCUGCCCCACCGACCAGAGAUGACCCCCGACCCGCUGACGGACACGGGGGAUCGGGGCAUGACUCCGCCAUCGGCCUUGCCCCCGCACUUUGCCUCGCUGGAGGCGGAAACCGCCGCCGGGACGGCCUCCCCCGCCGGACCGGCCGGGCCGAAGGCCCCCCUCCCCACGGUGCUGACCACCGACCACCGGAUCCCACCCAUCCAGGUGGCCUACAGCGCGGCCAAUGGGUCCCGGCCGUCGCGGCGCCACGGCGGCCCGGCCGAGCGGCGCUCCCAUCCCGAGCGCGUGUUCACCGCACUGCGCAAUGCCCCAAGCGCCUUGCCGCCUGACGGCCCGGCGCCUCCCGCCGAAAAGCAGCCCCCGGCCGGGCAGCCGGUCGACCCUCUGAAGCUGGACAUAGCCCAAGUGAGGCAGAACCUCCUGCGUGGUUCGCUCCUGGGGUAUGGCAUCCGCGCGCUGCCGGAGCUACUCGGCCUGCUGACUGCGCAGUUUCCCACAUGCGACUGCCUGGGCCACUCCGCCGGCCCCGCGCGGAUGGCCGAUCCCCUCGCUGACAUGCUCCGCGGGACCGUCGGGCAGAACCCCUCCCGGCGGCGAGCCCUCCUCCCCCUGAUCCUGGAGGUCCUCAAGCGGACCUUGGCCAAUGGCGGCGCCAUGGCGCAGGGGCUUUUCGUCGGGGCAUGGGCCGCCGGAGUGCCCCUCCUGCGCCUCCUCAUCAGCCAUCUUCUCCUGUACUAUCGGAUUCGCGUGCACCAGCGCCGGCGGCUGGCCCUAAGUUCGCUGGCCGCCGAGCCCAGUCACAAGCCCACUCCCAUGGACCGGGAUCUGGCCCGGGCGGAUGUGCGGCGCUGGGCGCCGGCCGUCAGCGCCGGGGCCGGGGCCCUGGCCGGCCUGACCCUGCUUCUGGACCAGUCCCAAGCGGGCCUCGAGCAGCGGUCCACACUGGCCCUGUAUGCGGUGGUCCGCGCGCUGGAUGCGCUGGCCCGGCUGUCAGUCCGCCGGGGCUGGAUCCCGGAGGUGCCACACGCGGCGACGCUGCUUUUCCAGCUUGCCUGCACGGAGAUCAUGUUCGCGUGGUUUUACCACCCCCAGGCCCUGCCCCCGAGCUACGAACGGUGGAUCUCCAAAAUGGCCUACAUGGAUGCGCGUCUGCUGUCGGUGAUCCGCCUCCGGCGGCUGGGGUUCAUUCAGUAUGGCCUGGUGCAUGAUGCCUGCCUGGCGGAGUAUUGCCGCGAUCAUGGGCUGGAUCCCCGCCGCGGGGAUCCCUUCUACGGGCAUCUGGACUGCGCCAUCAUCCACCCGCUGGAUGGGCUGUCCUGCCGGGGCAAUGCCUUCCGGCGAUUCCGCAAUGGCUUCCUCAUGGCCCUGGGCAUCUAUGGCCCGGUUCAUGCGCUUCCCCAGCUGUUUGCCUAUAUCCGGGGGAAGUCAUCUCGCUCGCUCCAGGAGAUCGCCCUUUCGACGGCCACCAACUCCCUUCGGUCGUCGACCUUCCUCGGGAGCUUCAUCGCGGUCAUUUGGUGGACCGUGUGCAUCCUGCGGAAUCUGCUGCAGAAUGACAUCACCCUCGGGCCGCUGCUCGGGUCUUUCCUCUGUGGCCUGACACUGCUCAUUGAGAAGGAGUCUCGCCGGAUGGAGCUCGCCCUGUAUGUGGUCCCGCGCGCCCUGCACGCCCUGCAUUACGGCCUUUCCAAGAAGUACUCCAUCUUCCGGAUGCCCUAUGGGUCGCUGCUGCUCUUUGUCGCUGCCUCGGCCGGGCUCACCUUCGCCCAUCAUCACACUUCGCCGGAGAAGGCCCUCCGGUCGAGCCUGCGGUCGUUCCUCGGGUGGCUCCUGGGCCAGCCGGCCGACGCCACCCCCAUCGCUCCGGCGCCCGGGUCCCCGCCGGCCGGGAAGGGGCCCAUCCAUGCCGAGCACCAGCGGCCUGGACGCCCAGCCGAGGGGGGGCCCCCUGCCGGUCAGCACACCGACACGCCGGACUCCACCAGGGGCCCCGACGACUCCACAGCUCCCGAGGACCCAUCGCAACGGCACAUCUCCUCCACCUCCGGCAGCCUUCCCGACCUGCUGAACAAUCCGGUCGGCGUGGAGGUGGCCUACUCCGGGCCGAUUCUCUCCUUGGCGUCAAACAACACGAUGUGA